AUGGUAACAGCAGUGCAGUGUGUGAUAGCCAAGUUGCUGGCCCCCCUAUGGAGAAAGGUAGAGGAGGAUGAAGAGGAUGGGUUCGAUGGGGCAGGUAAGUCUACAAAUGAGCUCACCAAGCAGCCUGACAGCUUCUCAAUGCACCUGUCCUGUUUCAGUCAACAGCAAAUGAAUGCUAUAAAUCCCAGAAUGAGAUAGAUCCAACACUGCCAGUGCCUACGACCCACCUGUUCUCAGGGGAAUUUUAAGUACUUUUGUGUCAAAAACCUCCAAAUGAUUUGGUGAAAACCCUUGACAUUUACGUUUUUCAAUGCAAUGAUCAAUGACCAGUCAUAAUCUUUUGUGUGUCAGCGAUGGAGGAGAUCCGCAACGUGCGCUGCGGCGUGGUGACCCUACUGUGUCAGGACUACGGCAUGAUCGACGACGAAGUCUACUUCACCACUGGAGAGGUGCUGGGAGGGGUGCCACUCAGGGUCGGGGAUGCAGUCAACGGCCUUGCAGUACGAGACAGUGCCCAAGGAGGGUGGAAAGCACUGA
Molecule: messenger RNA, 537 nt
Organism: Coregonus sp. 'balchen'
Lineage: Eukaryota; Metazoa; Chordata; Actinopteri; Salmoniformes; Salmonidae
Source: the annotation of a GenBank genome assembly